AUGGCGGACAAGGAAAUUCAAGAUAUUGUCGAUGAGGUGGAGUUUCAAAACUUCAUUUUGGACGAUCAAAAACAAAAUACACCGGAUGACCAUGUGGCGAUCUCGGAGACAAGGCAGCGGAUCCAGGAGAUGCAAGCUCAACUUAACAAACUCCUUGGGAACAUUGCUCCAAGCUCCCCACCACACGAUCACCAUUCUAAUCCCCAACAUGAACACACUCAACCCACUCCAGAGCCACCUUCUCAGAUGACAUCACAAACCACUCCGACCAGGCCAGAACAGCCUUUUUCUACCUCGAGUCAGUAUUGGCCUUCGUCAGCACCAUCUCCUUUUGGUUUUCAGCAGAAUGGUUACAUUGCGCCAUCCUUGCCGCCGAUAUCCUCGUUCAGUCCUGGCGGAGGAUCUCGCAAACGUCCGCGAGAAGGGUCGAUCGGCUCUCUCGGCUCUCAACAGCCCUCAAAGAAGGCCCUUGUCAGCAAUUCUCAAAGCCGUCUCCAUGCGAUUGACAUGAAGAUGGACCAAGAAAUGGAAAAGCUCCACAAUAAGUAUCGCGCUUUGAAAACGCGCGAAAAGGUUCGUGAGACGGCCAGGUUUGAAGGCGUCUCGGAAGAGCAAGUCCUUCAAGAACUAGAAGAGGAGGAAUUUGAAGCUGAAAAGAGUCUUCGCUCAAUGAAUCAGAUGGAGAAGGAUGAGGAAUUUGCUCGCCUAAUCCAGGCUCAAGAUAAUGAGUUCGAGGAGGUUCAGCCGCAUCUGCAGCCAUAUCCAAGGUUUAAUAUUCCUGAUCGCACCUUGCCCCGCCCUUCUUCCCUGCCAGUCUCAAAAUUUAAGCAGCCCGGAAACAAUUACCGGUCACCUCGGCCAGAAUGUGGUGACUCGGAUGAUGAUCUCGAAGAGAUUACUCCCGACUCUUUCCGUUCAACUCAACCGCCAGGGAUGUACCCUCUUCCCUUGCCGAGCUCUUACCUACCUCCCCAAAUAAAUCCUUAUGGUACAACACCCUAUAUGCAGGCAUAUAAAGGCAUGUCUCCUACCAGUGCGGCCCGAUUCAGACCGCCAGGGACAGGAUACCCUCUUCCUGGGUGGCCUUCGGCUUCUUCUGCCAUGGGUAUGGGCCCUUCACCACUCAUGCCACCUAGACGUCUUCCUUGGAUGCAAAGUCAACAUCCUGAAAUGAAGGCAUUUGAUCUUGUUCGUGAACAGCAGGACAUGGAGGAGGAUGCCAUUGAUUUUGAAAUGUACAAGGAAGAAGAUUUCCCCGAUGACAUCAAAAACUUGCUCACGGGCAUCAAGGAUAUUAACCAAGCCACAAAUGCAGAUGAUGAUGAUUCACCCCGGGAGCUCAAAGUAACGUUGAUGAAACAUCAAAAGAUUGGUCUGGCGUGGAUGAAGGCAAAAGAAGAGAGUAAUCACAAGGGCGGCAUUCUGGCAGAUGACAUGGGUCUUGGGAAAACCAUUCAGACAAUCGCGCUGAUGGUUGCUCGCCCACCGCCGGAGGAUGACCGUCGCCCGUGUCUAAUCGUCGCUCCAAAGGCUUUGAUGGAUCAGUGGAGGCUCGAGAUUGGCCGACAUAUCAAUCCUGGUCGUAGCCAAUUAUCAGUGCUCAUCUUUCACGGUCUGCAGCGUCCUACAUGGAGGGAGCUCAAGAAGCACGAUGUAGUCAUUACGACAUUUGGUACUUUGACUGCUAACCAUAAGAUUGUUGUGCACGCGGAAAAAAUGCAAAGCGAGGGAAAGGACGCAAGCAUUGUCAAACAAAUUCGAGAUACAGCGGUGCUCUUCAGCUCGGUGAGCAAAUGGCAUCGUGUCAUCCUCGAUGAAGCUCAAAAUAUCAAGAACCCCAAUGCAAAGUCGACAAAAGCAUGCACCAGGCUGGAUGCCACCUACCGGUGGUGCCUGACUGGAACGCCUAUGAUGAACCGACUGGAGGACUUCCAAUCUUUGUUGGGAUUCCUUCGCAUCCGGCCUUAUAACAACAAGGAAAAGUUUAAACGGGACUUUGUUCGACCCAUCAAGAAUGGAUGGGGCGAGGAGAAUGUCAUGAAACAACUCCGUGUUCUCGUCAAGUCAGUCUGUUUACGUCGUACAAAGAAGACUAAGAUUGAGGGGCAACCAAUUUUGCAGCUUCCACCGAAGGUCAUUGAGAAAGUCCAUGUUGUUUUCAAUGAGGAGGAAAAGGCGAUCUACGCUGAAUUGAACUCGGACUCUCAAAACCAGAUUCGCAAAUAUUUGGACGCAGGUACUCUGGGUAAGAAUUACAGCCAUGUGCUGGUUCUUCUUCUUCGGCUCAGACAAUGCUGCGACCACCCUCUACUAAUCCGAGGCUUCAAAAACGACAGUUCCACAACCGUCCAAGGCGUGGACCUAGUUGCUAAUGCCAAGCUCCUGGAUGCACAGACAGUGGAACGAAUCAAAAACAACACAGAGGAUGAUGAUGGCGCUUGUCCUAUCUGCAUGGACAGUGUGGAAAAUUCAGUGAUCUACAUUCCAUGUGGACACUCUGUUUGUUCAGAAUGUUUCGCUCGUAUUUCCGACCCUGCCACACUUGCCCACCAGGAUUCUGGCGUCGUCCGGUGCCAAAAUUGCCGUGGGGUUGUUGAUCCCACCAAGGUCACAGAUGAAGUCUCUUUCAAGCAGGUCUACGAUUCAAAUGCCGUACCAGCAGAGGAAUCCGAGCAAUCCGAAGUAACAGGCUCUGACUCUGAUGAUUCCAAUACUGAGACGGACGGAUCGGGUAAAAAGCCCAAGAAGAAAUCUCUUUCGGAACUGCGCGCUGCCGCCCAAAGGAACAAGACCGAGAAACGAAAGUAUCUUCGCCGCCUUGAGAAAUACUGGACACCCAGCGCCAAGAUCACCAAAGCCAUGGAGAUCCUUCAGGCAAAUGAGGAUCGCGGCACUGGUGAAAAAACCAUUAUCUUCAGUCAAUUCACUUCGCUCCUUGACUUGCUUGAAGUUCCCAUCAGCCGGGGUGGAUGGGGAUACGUGCGCUUUGAUGGUACAAUGAAUAUAAAUGAUCGCAAUGCAUCCGUGGCCACUUUCACUGACAACCCGGACUGCAAGAUCAUGCUUGUCUCUCUGAAAGCCGGAAACGCGGGCUUGAACCUCGUUGCCGCGUCCCAUGUCAUCUUGUUUGACCCGUUCUGGAACCCCUAUGUGGAAGACCAAGCCAUUGAUCGAGCACAUCGUAUCGGGCAGACCAGAGAUGUUUUCGUGCACCGGUUGCUCAUUGAGGAGACAGUCGAAGACCGUAUCAUUGAGUUGCAGGAGAAGAAGCGUGAGCUUAUCGAAGGUGCACUGGAUGAAGGUGGUACAAUGAAUGUUUCUCGGCUCGGCACCAGAGAGCUUGCCUACCUUUUUGGUGUGUCGGUUUGA
Penicillium verhagenii is the source of this 3369-nucleotide messenger RNA. RefSeq names its product DEAD/DEAH box helicase. Bases 1 to 3369 code for a protein of 1122 amino acids. The transcript has 4 exons. Gene Ontology annotation, cellular component: cytoplasm. The record is from RefSeq and is a predicted model, not a curated record. Gene Ontology annotation, molecular function: ATP-dependent chromatin remodeler activity; ATP binding. Lineage: Eukaryota; Fungi; Ascomycota; Eurotiomycetes; Eurotiales; Aspergillaceae.